Messenger RNA from Salvia miltiorrhiza (redroot sage), 1237 nucleotides. Its product is annotated as 26S proteasome non-ATPase regulatory subunit 8 homolog A. Lineage: Eukaryota; Viridiplantae; Streptophyta; Magnoliopsida; Lamiales; Lamiaceae. The record is from RefSeq and is a predicted model, not a curated record. Gene Ontology annotation, biological process: proteasome-mediated ubiquitin-dependent protein catabolic process. Gene Ontology annotation, cellular component: proteasome regulatory particle; nucleus; proteasome regulatory particle, lid subcomplex. The transcript has 6 exons. Bases 132 to 935 code for a protein of 267 amino acids.
AUGGAUGAUCCGGACCGCGAAACCCGAUUUAAAUCUGGUAUCUGUAGUUCAGCUUGCUUUCUUGGGCAGAAAGAAUUCUUCGCGAGACCUACAAAACGGAAUUCGGCGAGAAGAUAAAUCGAUAUAGAGAAAUGGAUCCGAGAACUACAGAGGUUUCCCAACUGUUCGAGCGAUUCAAAGCGGCUAUUGUCCGCAAAGAUUUUGAUACUUGUACCCAACUUCUGUCUCAGCUCAAGGUAUCAUUGACAGGAUUCAAGAGUCUGCCUCCAUUAUUUGAAGAAACUCCAAAUGCCGUCUAUGAAUUGACACUCGCAAGGGACAUUUAUGAGCAUGCAGUUGUCCUAAGUGUGAAGAUUGAGGAUCAGGAUGCUUUUGAGAGAGACUUUUUCCAACUGAAGCCUUAUUAUACUGAUGCUUCUGGUCGUAUCCCACCUUCUCCUCAGGAGUAUCCAAUUUUAGGUCUCAACCUGCUAAGACUCCUUGUGCAAAAUAGAAUUGCUGAAUUCCACACUGAGUUGGAGUUACUUUCUGCUAGUGCUUUGGAGAACCCUUGUAUUAAGCAUGCUGUUGAGCUGGAACAAUCCUUCAUGGAAGGAGCAUAUAACAGGGUGCUGACUGCUAGACAGACUGUACCUCAUGAAACAUAUGUCUAUUUCAUGGACUUACUUGCAAAGACAGUCAGAGAUGAGAUAGCUGGGUGCAGUGAGAAGGCCUAUGACUCUCUUUCAGUAAAUGAUGCACGUCAAAUGCUGCUGUAUUCAUCAGACAAGGAAGUUGUUGAAUAUAUCAAGGAGGAGCAUCCUGACUGGGAGAUCAAGAAUGGGUCUGUGUUUUUCCAAAGAGCUAAGGAAUCUGUACCUUGCAAGGAGAUUCCGUCCUUGCAGUUGAUCAACCAGACACUCAGUUAUGCGAGGGAGUUGGAGCGCAUUGUGUGAGGGGACUAUAUGAGCAAAUGCUGCUCUUAUCCGUGCUUUCAUGCAUUUUGUGGCAUCAACGUGCUCGGCGUAUUGAGGGAAUUCGUUUCCCAAUUCCUGCAGUUCACUUGACCUUGCCUUUAGCUAAAUUUCCAUACUUGAAACCAUGAUUUAUUUCCUUGUUUUGUUCAAUGGAACAAGCAAAUACUGUGUUGGUUACAGUUUAGCUACGAAAUAUGUUGAGAUGGUCAAUUUCCUGAUUCAUGACAUCUUGUAUGCAUAGGACCAUUUGAAUUUAAAUGUCUUCAAAACUUCAUGUUUCA